This is a messenger RNA of Desarmillaria tabescens, 1758 nucleotides long. RefSeq lists its product as uncharacterized. Lineage: Eukaryota; Fungi; Basidiomycota; Agaricomycetes; Agaricales; Physalacriaceae. The record is from RefSeq and is a predicted model, not a curated record. Bases 1 to 1758 code for a protein of 585 amino acids. The transcript has 4 exons.
AUGCCCAUGAUCCCUCCCGCGCCCCUCUCACAAGGCUUGUCAUUUCCGCCAAAGGACAUCCAACCCUAUUCUACAUCGUUUCGCGCAACCAUUUCAACAACUAAGCUGCUUUCUCUCAUCAUCUUGGAGCCUAUGACGCGGAGCCCGUUCAGAAAAACAAGCACAACAAACUCCAGAACCAACACCUCUGAAACCUCUGUCAACUCCAGUUCCAAGCAUUCUCACUCCCAGGCAAACUUGUCUACUUCAAUACCUGGAAUACCAGGCGAAUUCCGAGGUCCACUUCAGGUGCUUCCAAAUGGAAGACACCAUACCGCUUCUACAUCUAUUCCCGCGAUUCUAGGGGAUUUCAGAGGACUAGUUAGGAAUGAUCAUAGGCUGCACACACGAUCAUCUUCCUCUGACCUUCGGAGCAUCAUCGCUACUAGUUCCCAUGUCGGGAACAAUGAUAUCUUGACCAGCAAAGGCAAGGUUGGAUCCUCGCACCGGAAACAGAAGGGCAAACUGUCACUGUCAAUACCGCACAUAGUUUCAAAUUUCCAGGCACAGGAGCGCGAGUCUGGUUUUCCUAGCAGUCCGGACCUUUCAAAAGGCGCGCCCAAGCAUGGCUUUCGCAUAAUAGGGCGCGGAGGUUCGGGAUCUUCUCAUCUGGUCACGGCCCCUUGGCCGAAAACCCGGAAAAGCGAGCCUUGCUUGGCUCAGACUCGUGGAACUCAGCUCUCUCCGAUCGCGGGACCAUCACGUCUCCCUCCUCUGCCUGUCAAUACUGCGGCUUCUGCGCCGCCGCAAGUCAAGAUUCGUUAUUCUGGUCGAGGAGGCGCAGGGUCUAAGCUUCGUUCCAUUCUUCCCAAACCUCACAAAGAGCAUAAUUUUGGAUUCGACUUCAAGCUUCCAGCGAAGUGGAAAGGAAAAGCCAAGGUUGAGGAGGAGGAGGAGGAGGAGGCCGAUAGUACUGCGUUCAUCGGGGACUCGGAAUCAGACGUUAGCUCGAUACACUUCGCGGAGCCUGUUCUGCCGUUGCCGAAGCCUACUUCGCCAUCUCGACCUCCUCAUGAUGAUGAUGCGUUCGAAGAAGCUAUUGAUGAAGAACAGCAGUCAAUUCCAGAGGUGAUAAGGGAACCCGUUGAUGUUGAAGAACCAGAUACGGUCGCAUCGUCACCGAUCCCCUCGUCGUCCGGCCUCGAGAUGCAACAACGGAAAACGACCAAACUUCUUGGAGAGGAUACCCGAUACCCAAGAACAGGGUUUGUUUUGGUGCCGAAGAAUCACAAUCGGGUAAUGUCUGGGCGGAUUGUAAUGCCCUCGCUCCCUCCUCUUCUGCCGAUGUCUUCGACGAUGCAAAAGAGAUCAUCCCAUCAGCAUAGUUUACCCAUUGUGAUGCCCGACCCUAAACCUGCAAGCACUCUAGGAACCUUCGAGGACCCAUGUACAUGCGACGAUGACCGGUGCGAAGCAGAAACGACGCCAGUCUCCUCCAUGAUAUUUUCCAACUCGCCCUCCCCAGCGUCUUCAUUCCAGGAUCCCAUCGAGGAGGUGCCCUUACAUAUUGAGCCUGAAGAGCUAGAUUGUGCGCUUUUGAGUCUCCGACCAGAUUCACCAUUCGUGGAUUCAAUUGCUCCCGUUUCACCGCCGACUUUUGAGCGCGUUAUAAGCGAGACUGGGACUUUCGUGUCGAUGGUUGAAAAAAAGCAAGGGUGGAUGGGGCAGUGGAAUCGGGGGAAUAUCGGGGAGGUCAUUAGCGCCCUAAGGGAGCUGUAG